This is a messenger RNA of Staurois parvus, 377 nucleotides long. Lineage: Eukaryota; Metazoa; Chordata; Amphibia; Anura; Ranidae. The record is from the annotation of a GenBank genome assembly.
AUGGGGCCCCUGAGCAAUAGGGGAUCACAUGGGGCCCCCUGUGUCCUCGCCCACACCCAAAAAAGCCUAUGGAAAAAGCCAAUGAAAAAUGGGUACCAGGGGCAUCUCAUGGGGCCCCCUACUGAUUCCCGGGCCCUCGGGCAGUGCCCCGAGUGCUCGAAUGGUCAGUCCACACCUGGGGCGGACUGACAACUCAUGGGGUCCCCCGGGCAAUAGGGGAUCAUGGGGCCCCUGUGUCCUUGGCCAAACUAAAAAAAAAACUAUGAAAAAGGUACCAGGGGCAUGUCAUGGGGCCCCCUAUUGAUCCCGGGCCCUUUGGCAGUGCCCGAGUUUCCAAAUGGUCAGUCCACCCCUGGCUGUAACACAUAUCCACAUUA